Messenger RNA from Dracunculus medinensis (Guinea worm), 915 nucleotides. The record is from the annotation of a GenBank genome assembly. Lineage: Eukaryota; Metazoa; Nematoda; Chromadorea; Rhabditida; Dracunculidae.
AUGCAGCACACAAAAUAUUAUGAUGAACGGAAAUGUGGAUGGGAGCUAAAAUCGAGUGGAAUUAGUGGAAAAAUUCUAAAACCGCUUGUCAUUAAACCUCAAGUGAUGGGUGGAUGGAAUUCUAAAUGGGGUCAGAUGCCAUGGGCCGUUAUGAUUGCUCGAGAUCACGAAAAUGUAUGUGCGGGAACACUUAUUUCGAUAAAACAUGUUUUAACCGCUGCGCACUGUUUCUCGAAAGAUCAGAUUAAACCUCGAAUGUGCAGCGUAGAGAAUGCAUUUGAGAUAAACGAGCUGAUAAAACGUUUUACUGUUUCGUAUGGUAGCAAUUGCCAACAACAAACAUUUGACGGAUUUGGUUGUGAUGGGCCGCCGAUGAAAAAAGCUCAAAUCAAAUAUGUGGUCUACAAACACUUUUUCCGCAAUGGUUGUAAAAGAUCAGAUAUAGCGAUAUUAGAGCUCAAACAUGAGAUUGAUAAUUCAGCAAAUUAUGUGUGCUUACCAUAUCGGCAGGCUACAACUCCACUUGGCGAAUAUGGCUACUGGUCAUAUGGAUGGGGUGCAAAUCCUUUCAAUGAAGCUAUUGCCACAAACAAUAUGCAGAUAGUAUUCCAUAGAAAAUUAGAAGAAGAACACCAAUGUCAGGAAUACAUGGUACCUGACGAUUCUAUUUGUAUAAAAGAAACUUAUACGACUGGCUUAUGUGAGGGCGACAGUGGUGCUGGUCUUGUAACAAGGGAUAAAAGUGGACGCUGGUUCAUCGUAGGAGUCAUGUCUUAUGGAAGCCAGGGUUGUAUGGCACUUUAUCUAGAACUUAUUGCAACUAGAGUACAAGUCUAUACUCAUAUUUUGCCCAACUCAUUAUUCAUUGACAUGGUAACAAUUUACAAUCAAAGCCAUUUUUUUAAUGAACAUUGA